AUGGGGGGAGACAUAAAUGCCUUGAAAGCAGCUAUUGUAGCUCUACAAAAUGAGGUAAAAGCGUUGUCAACAAAAAAUAACGAUACAAAGAUGUCUAAUAGCCAGUUUGAAGAUAUUGUACAAGAAGUGUCAGAAAGACAAAAUAGAAGAUGCAAUGUAAUCAUUUUUGGGCUGAAGGAGCAGAAUGGAGCGACAAAAGACGAUAAGGCAGUUUUAGAAAAGUCUGAAGUCGUUAAAGUCUUGACCCACAUCACACCUUCAAUUACGGUUACAAACAUUAGACGACUUGGCAAAUUUGAUGAAAAUAGGACAAUUGGAAGGCCCAUAAAAGUUACGCUUGCUAAUGUCGAACAGGCGUUUCAAGCUGAGCCUGAGUGA
This is a messenger RNA of Acanthoscelides obtectus, 378 nucleotides long. NCBI's taxonomy places the organism in Eukaryota, Metazoa, Arthropoda, Insecta, Coleoptera, Chrysomelidae. The record is from the annotation of a GenBank genome assembly.